AUGUCUGUAUCUUUCUCUACGAUUUGGACGCAAUACUUCCCGCCAACGGGACCCCUUACCGAGGCCAACCUGCCAAACCAAGCUGGGAAGGUCUUCAUCGUGACAGGCGGAUCGAAUGGCCUAGGCUACGAGCUCUCGCGCCAGCUCUACGGCGCUGGUGGGAAGGUCUACGUCCUCACUCGCUCUAGAGAGCGGACGGAGAGCGCCAUUUCUAAGAUUAGAGCACACUACGACGCCGAGGACGCUGGAAAACAAAGGGGAAGUCUGGAGUUCAUCCUCAUGGACUUAAUGGACUUUGAGACUGUCAAGGCAGCCGCCCAAGAAUUUCUUAAUCGGGAGGGCCCGAACGGACGAUUGGACAUUCUAUUCAACAAUGCAGGCACAGGAGCUCGGAAGGAUGCCCCUCCUGGAAAACAGGGCCAUGAGUACCACUUUACAACGAACGUACUCGGGUCUUUCCUUCUGACCCGGCUCCUCUCACCCAUUCUCUCCAGUACUGCGAAGAAUUCACCGCCAGGUAGUGUGAGGGUAACGUGGCCUGGAUCUCUGCUCGUUGAGACCGGCAGCCCCAAGGAUGGCGUACGUAAGGAAUUCCUGGAGCAUUCAGGGCCUGCCAAGGACUUGAGCAUGGGCCCAAGCGAGCUCUACAGUUCGUCCAAGGCGGCGUGCUAUUUUCUUGCAUCCGAGUUUGCGCGCCGUCAGCCUAAUUCCGGUGGCAUUUUGCACGUGGCGGGCAAUCCAGGCAACUAUGUGACGGGCAUGUGGGUUCAUGUGCCGAAUUGGAUUUAUUUCCUCGUCCGACCCGUGCUCCGAAACCCAUCACCGCAUGGGGCUGAUACGUGGUUAUGGAUGGGCUUCUCCGAUGAGGUCACUCUUGAGGAUGCUGCUGCGGGACGCUAUGCAAUGUGCGAUGGUAGGUGGCACCCUGGGCAGCGAGGAGAUCUCGUUGCGGCAUUGCGUCGAGGAGAUGAGGGAGGAACAGGGCGGGCUAUCAACUACUGUUUAUCAGUUUCGCUCGUCGAGCUGGCCUUGCCAACUCAGGGUCUAUUUGCAGGUGGGGAUCUUCACCCGAACUUCAUCCGAACUGACAACUACUUGUCGUUGCUCAACCUUUCCCGCUCUGCAAUGCCGGUUCUAUAUCCCCCUCAAUUCUUGCGCACAUGCUUGCUUUUCCGAGGCGUCGGAUUUUUAUCCUUCAUCGCACCAUACCGCCGGGUAUGCCGAGAGAAGAUCUCCAUUUGCAUGAAGACCAACGCAGUGAAGCUGUGUAGCUUGUUUGCAGCCGUGGCUGGUAUUGCUCAAGCCCAGUUUCAGGAUUUCUUCAACAUCACUGCCUUUCCAAAUGAACAGAGAGAAAACGUCACGAAGUGGCUCAACGAGGCACGCACACUUGCAGGCUUCGAUCUUUACGCAUAUUUCGCACACCGCUGUAUUCUAGGACAGGUCUAUCCAGAGCUCUCUUCCGCGACACAACUUUCGGGGUUCAUCACCCCUCGCGAAGUCUUUGAACGUUUUUACUUCAUUGGCCAGAGUGCUGUCUCUGCAUGGGCAUACGAUACCGGCGAUGGUCUCGUUGUUUUCGACGCGCUGAACAAUGCCGCGGAGGCUGAGGGCAUUAUUAUUCCAGCUUUGGAGACACUUGGCUUCAGCGGUAGCGAUAUAAAACACCUCAUCAUCACCCACGAGCAUUUCGAUCACUAUGGCGGAGCGCGCUGGCUACAGGACAACUUUCAUCCUGCUACGUACGCCUCGGCCGCAGCUUGGGAGACCCUGGUCCAGGUGGAGGACGGUCCCAUUCAGGACAAGGUCAUUGAAGAGGGAGACGUCUUGACGUUCGGAAACGUCACAUUUAACUUCUACGUCACCCCAGGCCACACUCCCGGCACAGUUUCUUCCAUCUUUAAUGUAUAUGACGAAGGCGUCGAGCACACAGCUGGCUUCUACGGUGGCGUCGGAAUCCCGAGCGACGCAUCAGCUAAGGACCAACAGAUUGUCUCAUUGAAUCGGUUCGCCGACCUGGCAAUGGGGGCUGGUGUUGACACGCUCAUCGCCAACCAUCAAAACCAAGACCGUGCUCUCUACCAUUUUGACCUCCUUGAGCACCGGCCGGUCGGUACAGAUCAUCCAUUCGUCAUCGGCGGGGAUGCCUUCGAUCGAUAUCUUAGAGUCAAUGGACAAUGUGUGAGGGUCAAAGCUGCUAGGGACGGGCAGUUCUUGCAGGCCUAG
Molecule: messenger RNA, 2226 nt
Organism: Diaporthe amygdali
Lineage: Eukaryota; Fungi; Ascomycota; Sordariomycetes; Diaporthales; Diaporthaceae
Exons: 6
Coding region: 1-2226 (741 amino acids)
Source: RefSeq, a predicted model, not a curated record